UCGGAGGAGGGCGGCUCGGCUCGGCGGCGGCGGCGCUCUCGGCACGGGUGAAAAUCUCCAGUGUCCGGUGGCGUCCGGGUGUCGCUCGCAGCGCCUGAGGCCGCCGGCCACCAGAGCCCAUUGGCUGCCUUUCUCGAUGGCCACCGACCUAAGGGGUACACGGCACGAGGUAACCGGCGCGCUGUCGGUGGUCAGAGGCGUCCCGGACGGCGGGGGGAGAGGUGGCAGUCGACGAGCCGCCGGCGACCGGUGGUGAUAGGGACUCGGAGGACCGGCCAGGAUACAGAGGAACGACAGGAUGUCUCCCUCUCCACUGCUCUUAGGAUGUCUCCUAGCGGUUAUGAUGACCCCAAUUGCCACAUCUGACCUCGAAGACCUCUACCGACAUAACGUUAAUGCCACAUCAGCAGGAAAUGAGUCACACAGCCGCGAGAAGCGGUUCAUCGCCUACAACUACGACGAGAAGCGGAUAACGUUCCCGCCCGGCACGGUGUUCGUGCUGACGCCGACUCUGCUGGUGCCCUUCCUGAGGAACCUGCCCGACGGCUACUCAUCUGACAUGACCAUCUCGGUGCCGUUCAAAAUGACGUUCGACGACUUCGGGAUCACGGACGAGUUCAACCCGUGGGGUCUGAUCCCGGGCAUCUCAAUCACGGCCGGUCGUGAAAACGCGGGCGAGGAGGGCAGAGAGAACGACGGACAGGACCCCGCCGCUGCCGACGGUGGAGGCGAGGGAGACGGUCAGGCGCCGGCCGACUAUGAUUACCCCGACUACCCGACCGGGGCUAGCGGCUCGGGGGCGAGCGGAGCGGCAGGACAUGCUGGACAGCCUGCCGGACAUCCUGCCGGACAGCCUGCCGGACAGCCUGCCGGACAGCCUGCGGGACAUCCUGCGGGACACCCCGCGGGGCACCCUGCCGGACAGCCCGCCGGACAUGGUGGUCAGAGUGCGGGACACUCGGACGGUCUGGGCGGGUUUCUGGCCGUGUUCGGAGGCGGUGGACACAACGGACACGGUGGAUACGGCGGUGGAUACAGCGGUGGACACGGUGGAUACGGAUCCAGCGAGCAGGCCAACCACUACUACCGCACGGCACGCUCCCACCAGCACCACCGCGAGGAGCACCAGCACCGGCGCUUCAAGAGGAGCCGCGAGAACUACAACCCGCACCCGCUGGGUGACAGGCUGGUCAUGUUUGAGAUGAUCGAGGACUACCUGGGAAACCUGGGCCACGACGGAAAGGCCUGCCUGCUCCGCGCCAUCUGCGAGACCAAUGAGCACCCACUGCCCUACCACGGCCUCUUCGGAGAGUUUCUGCAGAUGCUGUUCAGGGUGAGUCUCUCACCGUUCGCCGAAGACGUGCUCCCCGAGUAUGUGAGAGCGGAGAAGACCGGCAGAGAGCGGGGCGCCUGCUACGAGUACUACCGCGACUGCAAGAAGUCGCUCUACUCCACGGUCACAGAGAACAAGUACAGGCGGCCUGCGAAUCUGAAACACAUCAAGGAGCGAAUGGAGUCGUCGGAGAGCCUGCGAAGGCUGACCACCAACAGCCUCGGAAGAAUGUAAGUCUAGCGGGGAGCCUGCCAGCGCGAAGCUAAUGGCAACACUUACAGCACAGGACAACAGUACAGCAGAGCUGUGAGUCACCUGACUGAAGAGUAGCCGCCGGAGACAGUACAUCAUCGAGCAUUUGUCAGCGUGUGUGAACUGCGAAGCGAGGAGCAGCUUGCCAACUUAGCCCGAGCUGCGUCCGAGUUAUGAUCAAUAGCGAGCAGUCGAUGCCUGCUGAGACCCAGAUGUUCACUAUAGAAUACUCCAAGAAUACUCAACCGCAAUGAUAUUUAGUUAUCUCGGACUUUUAGAAAGGCGUCCGUCCAAGAGUACACGACCAUAUCGAUUGCAAGUUUCGCCAUAACCACACAUUUGUUGGUGUUAUCAAUGCUUUGUCGCCGAAUGCCGCAGUAGUUCCACUUGUUUGUUUCUAAAUGCUCGCACUGUCGUGCUGCUGCUAUCAUAUCAUACAACACCCUCGUGAGCUUCAGGAAAACUUCAAUCGUCACUAGAAGUGAAACAAAGUGCAACUAGCGGACCCUGACAACACUCAAGGACCGCACUGAGUCGCAAAAGGGUCAGAGAAGAUUCACAGCUCCGAGAAGCGCAUUGAAACCGCAGCCGUUGCCAUAGGUAUACGGAUCAAAAUGGUGUGCCAAUCAACUGCAGGGAUGUGUUUGCGCGAGUGAUGAACAAUUGUAGGACGAAACUGCGGCCUGGUAGUAUUAAUGAGUGUAUGUGUGUAUGUUAAUUGUUACGAUAGGGAUAGGGAUUGUUACGCUACAAUUGUUACCAUUGUUACGAUAGGGAUUGCUUCCAGCGACAACUCUACAUUGUUAAAACGCUAUUCGGGUAAACGAUCUGCUGUGAUGCAUUGGUGGGAUGAAACGUUGGAAUAUGGUUUGGCUGCGCAUGCUUUUAUGUAACUUUAAUUGACUCUAAAAAAAUAAGCGACGCAUCUGUGGUCAUCGAAGUUGUUAGGUCUCCGGACAUCUUUUUUCAUAUGAGCCUUCUAACUCAUGGCUUAGCUCUCUGCGGGACAAUUAACUCGACAGACAUAUCAAUCAUUGUUACGAGUUGUUCCUGUUACCUUUGUUACGGUCAUACCAGCGUGCAGCGCCAAUUGAUGUUUGUUGUUACGGAUACUUGUUCUGUUAUCUAAUUUUAAAGUAUUCUGUUACGGUGAAAUAAGUACGUGUUUUGAUGGAGUUGUUUGUUGUUAUCCAUACUAUAGUGUGUAGACGUUAGAUGACAUCUCAUCCGCUGAUGAUGUGAGAUAUAAACAAUUACUGUGACAA
This is a messenger RNA of Amphibalanus amphitrite, 2850 nucleotides long. RefSeq lists its product as uncharacterized. The coding region runs from base 299 to 1567 and encodes 422 amino acids. The transcript has 7 exons. NCBI's taxonomy places the organism in Eukaryota, Metazoa, Arthropoda, Thecostraca, Balanomorpha, Balanidae. The record is from RefSeq and is a predicted model, not a curated record.